AUGCUGCAGCCUAUAGUAUAUCAAUUGGGACACGAGCCCAUCAAGGACCACUGCUUUGCUCCUGGAUACGAGCUUUUGGCCGUCACCAAGGACAACACCGUGGAGUUGUACCAGACUCAGGUGAACUCCAAAACCAAGCCCCAGCUUAUCACGACUUUGAAAGGUCACGACAAGACCGUCACUUCCGUGGACAUCUCGCCUGACGGAACCAAGAUCUUGACCUGCUCCCAGGACAGAAACGCCCUUGUGUGGGAAUGGAACGAUCAGGCUGGAGACUUCAAACCCACCUUGGUGCUUUUGAGAAUCAACAGAGCCGCCACCGUGUGCAAGUGGUCUCCCAACGGAGACAAGUUUGCUGUUGGCUCGGCCGACCGGAUCAUUGCCGUCUGCUACUACGAAGCCGAGAACGACUGGUGGGUGUCCAAGCACUUGAAGAAGCCGCUCAAGUCCACCAUCACCAGCUUGCUGUGGCACCCCAACAACGUGUUGUUGGCGCUGGGCUCCACCGACGGCCACGUGCGUGUUUUCUCGGGCUACAUCAAGGGCGUCGACGAGAAGCCUGAGCCUUCCGUCUGGGGCUCCAAGUUGCCUUUCCAGACGCUUGUGGGCGACUUCUCCAACGAAACAGGUGCUUGGGUCCACGACGUGACCUUCAACAAGGACGGCCAGGGCGAGUCUUUGGCGUAUGUUACCCACGAUGGCUCAAUUUCGGUGGUUUACCCUGGCGGAGAGGGCCAGCCUCCAGCUGCCUUCAUCACCAUCAAGACCAACUACUUGCCAUUCAAGUCGCUCCUCUACUCGGGCAACAGAAUCAUUGUGGGCGGCCACAACUGUAACUUGAUUGUGUUUGAGGGUGACCAAAACGGCUGGCACGAGGCUUUCCACGUUGAGAAGCAGAAGGACUUGAUCCACGAUGUGCCUGCUGUGGAGGAGGAGCAGGAGAUCUCGAGUCACGACGCUCUCAACAUGUUCAAGCAAUUGGACUUGAAGGGUAAGGCCAGCCGUCCUAACGAGAAGGGCAGCGGCAAGGCUUUGAGCACGAUCAACCAGAACACCAUCGCCAGCAUCAAGUGGUACGAGGGCGGCAAGGUCUCCACCUCUGGUAUCGACGGCAAGAUCGUGAUCUUCUCGGUCUAG
This is a messenger RNA of Candidozyma duobushaemuli, 1137 nucleotides long. It is a transcript of the gene ARC40, whose product is annotated as Arc40p. The coding region runs from base 1 to 1137 and encodes 378 amino acids. NCBI's taxonomy places the organism in Eukaryota, Fungi, Ascomycota, Pichiomycetes, Serinales, Metschnikowiaceae. Gene Ontology annotation, biological process: Arp2/3 complex-mediated actin nucleation. Gene Ontology annotation, molecular function: actin filament binding. Gene Ontology annotation, cellular component: Arp2/3 protein complex; actin cytoskeleton. The record is from RefSeq and is a predicted model, not a curated record. The transcript has a single exon.